Halteromyces radiatus is the source of this 851-nucleotide messenger RNA. RefSeq lists its product as uncharacterized. The record is from RefSeq and is a predicted model, not a curated record. NCBI's taxonomy places the organism in Eukaryota, Fungi, Mucoromycota, Mucoromycetes, Mucorales, Cunninghamellaceae. Gene Ontology annotation, molecular function: DNA-binding transcription factor activity, RNA polymerase II-specific; RNA polymerase II cis-regulatory region sequence-specific DNA binding. Gene Ontology annotation, cellular component: nucleus. The transcript has 6 exons. The coding region runs from base 44 to 577 and encodes 177 amino acids. Gene Ontology annotation, biological process: regulation of transcription by RNA polymerase II.
UUUUAUUUUUUUUUUAUUUUGUUUUCAUUUUUAUCAUUAAAGAAUGGAUAUUGCUGAAAUCUUAGAUGGUGAACUAUCAUCCAUGUUUCAACAACCAAAAAGACAUCGAUGUAAAUGGUUUGGAUGUUCAAAAUCCUUCAAUCGUCCUUCUGAUGCCGAUCGUCAUUAUCGAACACAUACAAAUGAUAGACCUUAUCAAUGCGACUUUAGAAACUGUGGUAAAAGAUUCAUUCAGAGAUCUGCAUUAACUGUUCAUUUGAGAACACACUCAGGAGAAAGACCUCACGCGUGUGAAUUUAAUAAUUGUGGUAAAAGUUUUAGUGAUAGCAGCUCUUUAGCUCGUCAUAGACGGAUUCAUACUGGUAAUCGACCUUAUAGAUGCCAGGAAGCAGGUUGCUCAAAAAGUUACUCCAAGAAAAAGACUUUGGUUCAUCAUCAUCGACUUUGUCAUUCAUCAUCACGAUCAUUAGUACCAUUCUCAUCAUCAUCAUCAACAACAACAACAACAACAACAUCAUCAGUAUCAUCACAUAACAAAACUUCAUUUUCUUCCACUACUUCAUCCUUCCCUUAUUGAUGAUCUACUAUAUAUCAUCAUUUUUUUUUUCUGUAGACUCCUUAGUUUCCUGUUUUAUACGAUAUUUCAUUCAAGUAAAUUUGCAUUAUGAAAUAGCAACCGAUCAUUUUGAGAAAAAAAAAACACCUGACGAUGUUCGUCCUACGUUUGACAAACAAAACUAUAUAUACAAAAGAUCGAAUAAAGGCGGAUGAUUAAAACAAGUGUGUGAGAAAAUAAAGUUGGUCUUCUGUUGGUUGGUUAGUUAGUAUGGAUUUUUUUUUUUUUGUCUACA